UACGGGUGAUUAGUGGGCACGGGCACGGGUGACCCCGUUUCCUACCCAACGGCAUCGUGACCUGAAGGCGAUGAGGCGAUGAGCUGGGAGCUGCUGCCACGGCGACGCGCCACCGUCCCAUGUCUCCUCCUCCUCGCUGCGCCGUCUCGCUCCCUCUCGCCCCCACCAAUGCCUCCGCCACCAGCACCGGCGGCGGCGGCGGCGGCGGCGUGGGCGUGGGAGGGAAGAAGGCGCAGACGCACCCGACGGCGUCGCAGGUGCGACGGCUGUGCAAGCAGGGCCAGCUCGACCGCGCGCGGCUGCUGCUGCUGGACGCGCUCCCGCGCCCGCCGCCGAUGCUGCUCUGCAACGCCGUCCUCAUCGCCUACGUGGCCCGCGCGCUCCCGGACCACGCGCUGCGCCUCUACGCGCUCCUCAACCACGCCGCGCGCCCCGCGCCGCGCUCCGACCACUACACCUACUCCUGCGCGCUCACCGCCUGCGCGCGCACCCGCCGCCUCCGCCUCGGGAAAUCCGUCCACGCGCACCUCCUCCGCCGCGCGCGCGCGCUGCCCGACACCGCGGUGCUCCGCAACUCGCUCCUCAACCUCUACGCCUCCUGCGUGCGGUACCGCGGUGACGGCGGCGUCGAUGUCGUCCGCAGGCUGUUCGACGGGAUGCCCAAGCGGAACGCCGUCUCGUGGAACACCCUGUCCGGCUGGUACGUCAAGACGGGGCGUCCCCAGGAAGCCUUGGAGCUGUUCGCGCGUAUGCUGGAGGAUGUUGUCAGGCCCACGCCGGUCAGCUUCGUCAAUGUCUUCCCCGCAGCGGCCAGUGAUGAUCCCAGUUGGUCGCUUGCUCUGUACGGCCUGCUUCUGAAGCAUGGGUUGGAAUAUGUCAAUGAUCUAUUCGUUGUCAGUUCGGCUAUCGUGAUGUUUUCUGAGCUCGGGGAUGUGCAAUCAGCUUGGAAGGUAUUUGACCACACUGCCAAGAAGAACACUGAGGUUUGGAACACGAUGAUCACUGGAUAUGUGCAGAAUGGGAAGUUUGCUGAAGCCAUGGAUCUCUUUAUCCGGUUACUAGGGUCUAAAGAGGUUCCAUUGGAUGUUGUGACCUUCUUGUCAGCUCUCACUGCGGCAUCACAGUCCCAGGAUGGCAGGCUGGGUCAGCAGCUGCAUGGCUACUUGAUCAAAGGAAUGCAUGGUGCCUUGCCUGUGAUACUUGGUAAUGCACUUGUUGUGAUGUACUCGAGAUGUGGCAAUGUCCAAACUGCCUUUGAGCUUUUUGACCGCUUACCAGAGAUGGACGUUGUUUCUUGGAACACCAUGGUAACUGCUUUUGUGCAGAAUGAUUUUGACUUGGAAGGCCUGUUACUCGUCUAUCAGAUGCAAAAAUCAGGUUUUGUUGCUGAUUCAGUGACCAUGACUGCAGUUCUAUCUGCUGCGUCAAAUACAGGAGACCUUCAGAUUGGUAAACAAGCCCAUGGUUAUCUCAUAAGGCAUGGCAUUGAGGGCGAGGGCUUGGAGAGCUAUCUGAUAGACAUGUAUGCCAAGUCCGGUCGCAUAGAAAUGGCUCAGAGAGUGUUUGAUGGCUGUGGUGAUUUCAAAAGAGAUGAAGUCACCUGGAAUGCCAUGAUAGCAGGAUACACACAGAGUGGGCAGCCUGAACAAGCGAUCUUGGCAUUCGGAGCAAUGCUUGAGGCAGGUCUUGAACCUAAUUCAGUGACACUUGCCUCGGUGCUCCCUGCAUGCGAUCCUCUUGGAGGAGGCAUCAGUGCAGGGAAGCAGAUCCAUUGUUUUGCCGUGCGCCAGUGUUUGGACUCCAAUGUCUUUGUAGGUACAGCUCUUGUUGACAUGUAUUCCAAGUGUGGCGAGAUUUCUGCUGCAGAACAUGUCUUUGCUAGCAUGUCUGAGAAGAGCACUGUCUCCUAUACAACUAUGAUUUCUGGUCUUGGUCAGCAUGGUUUUGGCGAAAGAGCAGUGUCCCUUUUCUACUCAAUGCGAGAGAAGGGGUUAAAACCUGAUGCUGUGACUUUCUUGGCAGUGAUUUCAGCAUGUAAUUACUCUGGACUGGUCGAGGAAGGACUUACUCUGUACAGGUCAAUGGAAGCAUAUGGGGUUGCACCUACUCCUCAGCAUCAUUGCUGCGUUGUAGAUUUGUUAGCUAAAGCAGGCAGAGUGGAUGAAGCUUAUGAGUUUGUGGAGGGGUUGGGGGAGGAGGGCAACUUUGUCUCCAUUUGGGGAUCACUGCUUGCGUCCUGCAAAGCGCAGGGCAAGCAGGAGCUGGCAGAUUUGGUGACAGAGAGACUGCUCCGUGUUGAGAAGAAGUAUGGUCAUGCUGGCUACAAUGUUCUGCUGUCACACAUUUUUGCUGCUGAGAGUAACUGGAGUAGUGCUGAUAGCCUGAGGAAGGAGAUGAGGUUGAGAGGGUUGAGAAAAGUGGCAGGUUCUAGUUGGAUUAAAGUCCAGGACGCAACAUUGCAAAAUUACCCCAAAAAUGGCCAUGUAUACUCGAUGCUGCAUGGGGUUGAUUACGAUAGGAAUGAAAUCAUCUAAAAGUUUCAGUACAUGUGGCAGUGGUGAGCUUGCAGAUCUGAUGCUUGGUCAUGUUCUGUGACGAUUUGAAUGUCCCCUCGCAUAUGAACUCCCAGACCACGGCUGAACGAUGAAAAUGCCCUGGAUGCAGCCAUGCUGUAAGGAUAUGUGUAGUUGGAUGCGGCGUGUUGCAAGCCGCGGUGACGCCGGUGAGCAGCCAGUGUUUGCGGACUACUAGUACUCAUGCAAUGAACAGCAAGGUAGUGUUGCUCGUCAUUCAUAUGGAUUUUUGUCCCAGACACCUGACAUGUAUGGUGAAGUGUAUAACAAUUUGUUCAUAUCUAAAGAUGGGCACAGAAAGAGUUCCUGUAAUUACUCAAAUGAAGAUGAAAAUCACCAGAUCAUUUUUUUU
Molecule: messenger RNA, 2925 nt
Organism: Panicum hallii
Lineage: Eukaryota; Viridiplantae; Streptophyta; Magnoliopsida; Poales; Poaceae
Product: pentatricopeptide repeat-containing protein At3g22150, chloroplastic
Exons: 1
Coding region: 120-2534 (804 amino acids)
Biological process (GO): RNA modification
Molecular function (GO): RNA binding; protein binding
Source: RefSeq, a predicted model, not a curated record